Molecule: messenger RNA, 1227 nt
Organism: Cynara cardunculus var. scolymus (artichoke)
Lineage: Eukaryota; Viridiplantae; Streptophyta; Magnoliopsida; Asterales; Asteraceae
Product: annexin D2-like
Exons: 5
Coding region: 84-1034 (316 amino acids)
Cellular component (GO): cytoplasm; cytosol
Molecular function (GO): calcium ion binding; calcium-dependent phospholipid binding
Source: RefSeq, a predicted model, not a curated record
GGUUAUUUAUUGGUGUACCGUUAUUUGGAAUUUGCAACAGAUCAUAGACCCAAACAGCUGAAGGAAGAAGAAGAAGAGCAACAAUGGCGACACUUAAGGUACCAUCUACCGUUCCUCCUCCCUCUGAGGACUGUGAGCAACUCCAAAAAGCUUUUGCAGGUUGGGGAACAAAUGAGGCAUUAAUCAUUCAGAUUCUGGCCCAUAGAAAUGGAGUUCAGCGCAAAAAGAUUCAAGAAACAUACUAUGAAGCAUAUGGCGAAGAUCUCCUCAAAGAUUUGAACUCUGAGCUUUCCAGUGAUUUUCAGCGGGCAGUUAUGUUAUGGACCCUGGAGCCAACCGAGCGUGAUGCAUAUUUGGUGAAUGAAGCAACAAAGAAACUGACUGCAAGCAAUUGGGUUCUGAUGGAAAUUGCUUGUUCUAGGUCUUCAGAUCACCUAUUUUGUGUGAGGAAGGCAUAUCAUGCUAAAAACAAGAAAUCCAUCGAGGAAGACGUUGCACAUCACACAUCUGGGGAUUUCCGAAAGCUUUUAGUUCCUCUUGUGAGUGCUUUUCGGUAUGAGGGAGAUGAGGUGAACAUGAGUUUAGCGAAAUCAGAGGCUAAAACCUUUAAUCAGAAGAUCAAUGACAAAGCUUACAACGAUGAUGAGCUGAUCAGGAUUCUUACAACAAGGAGCAAAGCUCAACUCAAUGCAACAUUCAACCAAUACAACGAUCAAUUUGGAAAAGCUAUCACCAAGGACCUGAAAGCCGAUCCUAAAGAUGAGUAUCUCAAACUUUUAAGAUCUACAAUCAAGUGCUUGACUGUUCCAGAGAAAUACUACGAGAAGGUGCUGCGGCUGGCAAUCAACAAACUAGGGACGGAUGAAUGGGCUUUGACCCGUGUGAUCACCACUCGUGCUGAGGUCGAUCUGAAGCGUAUUGCAGAAGAAUACCAGCGAAGGAACAGUGUGCCAUUGGAUAAAGCAAUUGCUGGAGAUACGUCUGGAGACUAUGAGCAAAUGUUGCUUGCAUUGAUGGGCCAUGAUGAUGCUUGAGUACUGGUUUUGUUUCUCAUGAAUGUCGUGGUGCUGGAUCUCGUGGUGUUUGAUCGCCGUAUUGCUAGCGUUCUAAAUGUCGACUUUGAAUAUUUUGAUGUUGCGAGUUUGUUUUAUAUGACUAUAUGGGUUUGCAAAGAACAUAAUUUGGUGAGUUCGGACAAUCAUAUGGCAACGUUUUAUUGGGAUUUUU